AUGAAAUCAGAGAAUUCAGGCCCUUUAAACUAAGAGUAUCUUGAGCUGACGAUAAAUCAUCCAAAAUAAUAAGAUAUCAGCAAUAGUACAAAUGCGAAAUAGGGUCAUUGGAGUCAGGAGGAGCAUCAAUAAUAUGUCUAAUUCUUACUUCGAGCAAAAGGAUCAGGAGAUUCGCAAAGAAAAGGACAACCAUUAUUUAAAAGGAUGAGUUAGAUAAUUGGCACUCGAACGCCAAGUUAAUGCAGAUCCCAUCACUAAAAAUUCAAUCCAUUUAAUCCUCGUUUGAGAAGAAAUCAUAAGAGAAGAUAAUUGGCAAAAAUAGAAAAGCCUUUUAAUAGAACAAAACAACUCAUCAGAUAAUAUUUUAAUAAACACAAAAUUCAUUCUGAUGAUGAAAAUGAGAAUGAAUGA
This is a messenger RNA of Paramecium tetraurelia, 411 nucleotides long. RefSeq lists its product as uncharacterized. The record is from RefSeq and is a predicted model, not a curated record. The transcript has 2 exons. NCBI's taxonomy places the organism in Eukaryota, Ciliophora, Oligohymenophorea, Peniculida, Parameciidae.